Molecule: messenger RNA, 2572 nt
Organism: Phycodurus eques (leafy seadragon)
Lineage: Eukaryota; Metazoa; Chordata; Actinopteri; Syngnathiformes; Syngnathidae
Gene: ace2
Product: angiotensin I converting enzyme 2
Exons: 18
Coding region: 1-2412 (803 amino acids)
Biological process (GO): proteolysis
Cellular component (GO): plasma membrane
Molecular function (GO): metallopeptidase activity; peptidyl-dipeptidase activity
Source: RefSeq, a predicted model, not a curated record
AUGUCCGGAAAGAUUUUCUUGCGCUUGCUGGCUCUCUGCGGUGCCGUCUCCGCUCAGUCGCUAGUGGAGAACCAGGCGAGGGACUUCCUGCAGAAGUUCGACGAGCAGGCCAGCGCGCGCAUGUACCAGUACUCGCUGGCAUCGUGGGCCUACAACACCAACAUCACCAAAGAGAACUCGGACAAAUUGUCAAUAGAGGGUCAAGUGUGGGGCAAGUUCUACAGCGAAUGGUCAGAGGAGGCUCAGAAAUUCCCCAUUAACCAAAUCAAGGACGCUCAAAUCAAAUUACAGCUCAUCUCACUACAAGACAAAGGUGCCGGUGCUCUGUCACCGGAUAAAGCUUCACACCUGAGCAAGAUCCUGAGCGACAUGAGUACCAUCUACAGCACGGCAACCGUGUGCAUGACGGACGACCCGCUUAACUGUCGGACUUUGGAGCCAGGCCUGGAACACGUGAUGGCCACCAGCCACAACUACUCUGAGCUUCUGCACGUGUGGGAGGGAUGGAGGAGAGAGGUGGGGAAGAGGAUGAGGCCUCUGUACGAAGAUUAUGUACUUCUGAAGAACGAAGCCGCCAAACAGAACGGGUUUGAGGACCAUGGCGCUUACUGGAGAUAUAACUACGAGACGAUUGACGAGAAAAGUCCGUACGAUUACACCGGGGAUCAGCUGAUGGAAGACGUACGCUCCAUCUAUCAACAGAUCUUGCCAUUAUACAAGGAGCUUCAUGCUUAUGUGCGGGCGAAGCUCAUGAAAGUCCACAAAGGCCACAUUGAUGAAGAAGGACCUCUGCCAGCCCAUCUUCUGGGCGACAUGUGGGGACGAUUCUGGACUAACUUGUAUCCUCUGUCAGCGCCCUACGAGGGUGAGAUUGAUGUCAGCAAAACAAUGGUGGCACAGGGCUGGACUGAGCGUCGACUAUUUAAAGAAGCGGAGAAGUUCUUUAUGUCGGUGGGCCUUGACAAGAUGUUUGACAACUUCUGGACCAACUCCAUGCUGGUGAAGCCUGAGGAUGGACGCAAAGUGGUCUGUCAUCCCACAGCCUGGGACAUGGGCAAUCGAGAGGACUUCAGGAUCAAAAUGUGCACUCGAGUCAACAUGGACAACUUCCUGACGGUGCACCACGAGAUGGGCCACAACCAGUACCAGAUGGCUUACCGAAACCGGCCCUACCUCUUGAGAGACGGCGCCAACGAGGGUUUCCACGAGGCCGUCGGGGAGAUCAUGUCCCUCUCUGCCGCCACGCCCAAGCACCUGCAGGCGCUUGGCCUCCUGCCUUCUAACUUCACCUAUGAUAACGAGACAGAGAUGAACUUCCUGCUCAAGCAGGCGCUCACCAUUGUGGCCACUCUGCCUUUCACCUACAUGCUGGAGGAGUGGAGGUGGCAGGUCUUUGCGGGAAACAUCCCCGAGGAUAAAUGGAUGGAGCGCUGGUGGGAGAUGAAGAGGGAGCUGGUCGGCGUGGUGGAGCCGGUGCCGAGAGAUGAGACAUACUGUGACCCCGCUGCUCUGUUCCAUGUAUCUGGAGACUAUUCCUUCAUCAGGUACUUCACAAGAACCAUCUACCAGUUCCAGUUCCAAAAAGCCCUUUGUCUUGCUGCCAAUCAGUCUGACGCGUUGUCUUCGUGUGACAUUACCGGUUCGACAGCAGCAGGCACCAAGCUCCGGAACAUGCUAGAGUUGGGCCGCUCCCAGUCGUGGACCAGAGCUUUACAUACAAUAUCUGGAGAUAUUAAGAUGGAUGCCAGGCCACUGUUGGACUAUUUCCAAAAACUUAAUGUGUGGCUUAAGGAGGACAAUAAGAAACAUAACCGCACUGUUGGCUGGGAUGCAGCAGUAGAGCCAUAUUCCAAUUAUGCCAUCAAAGUGAGGCUGAGUUUAAGAAUGGCCAUGGGUGAUGAAGCUUAUUCUUGGAACUCCAAUGAGCAGUACCUGUUCAGGGCUAGUGUGGCUUACGCUUUGAGGCAAUACUACAGCCAAAAGAACAUCACUCUUCUCUUCACAGCGGACAACGUCAUAACAUAUAAACAAACGCCCAGGAUUUCCUUCUACAUUGUGGUUACCAAUCCUAAGAAUCCCUCCGUAUACGUCCCAAAAGAAGAUGUGAAGGCAGCCAUACGACUAUCCCGAGGCCGACUCAACGACGCUUUCCAACUGGACGACAAGACGCUGGAGUUUGAGGGUAUCCCAGCAACCUUCUCACCUCCCGUGGAGCAACCGGUGGAAGUGUGGCUGGUGGUGUUUGGAGUGAUCAUGGGAGUGGUGGUGCUAAUGGGGCUCUUUCUCAUCAUCUCUGGCAUCAGAGAGCGCAGGAAGAAGUCGAAAAACAUGGGGGUGGAAAAUCCUUACGAGCCUGACGGACACACCAACAGAGCCUAUGAGGACCGUAGUGAUGAGCAAACCGGUUUCUGAGGAAUGGUGCAGUCUUCGUCGACUUCUCUGAGCAUAUAGAAGGAAAACGUUGACCUUAGUUGGACAUGCGGCCUCUUCGAAACAUCAUCAUAAGACUUCCAAGGUGGAAACGUAUUUUUGGGCCUUCACAGACACUUAUAGAUAGUAUCGUGGACAAUUA